ACCUCUCCCCUUUCACGUAGUUUUCAUUUGUGGUGAGAUUCUCUCCCAGGCCACAAGACAUUUCCUGCUCGGAACCUUGUUUACUAAUUUCCACUGCUUUUAAGGCCCUGCACUGAAAAUGCAAGCUCAGGCGCCGGUGGUCGUUGUGACCCAACCUGGAGUCGGUCCCGGUCCGGCCCCCCAGAACUCCAACUGGCAGACAGGCAUGUGUGACUGUUUCAGCGACUGCGGAGUCUGUCUCUGUGGCACAUUUUGUUUCCCGUGCCUUGGGUGUCAAGUUGCAGCUGAUAUGAAUGAAUGCUGUCUGUGUGGAACAAGCGUCGCAAUGAGGACUCUCUACAGGACCCGAUAUGGCAUCCCUGGAUCUAUUUGUGAUGACUAUAUGGCAACUCUUUGCUGUCCUCAUUGUACUCUUUGCCAAAUCAAGAGAGAUAUCAACAGAAGGAGAGCCAUGCGUACUUUCUAAAAACUGAUGGUGAAAAGCUCUUACCGAAGCAACAAAAUUCAGCAGACACCUCUUCAGCUUGAGUUCUUCACCAUCUUUUGCAACUGAAAUAUGAUGGAUAUGUUUAAGUACAACUGAUGGCAUGAAAAAAACCAAAUUUUUGAUUUAUUAUAAAUGAAUGUUGUCCCUGAGCUUAGCUAAAUGGUGCAACUUAGUUUCUCCUUGCUUUCAUAUUAUCGAAUUUCCUGGCUUAUAAACUUUUUAAAUUACAUUUGAAAUAUAAACCAAAUGAAAUAUUUUACUGAUAAGAUUCUUCAUGCUUCUUUGCUCUCCUUAAAAUGUCUUUUUCACUAGUUAGUUCCAAGGGUCAGUCUCAUAAUUUUGUUCUUAUACUUCAAUUUCCUUUUUCUUUUUUUUUUUUUAAUAGAGUAGGGGGGGGGGUCUUUCUUUCUUUUUUUUUUUUUUUUUUUUGAGAUAGAGUCUUGCUCUGUUGCCCAGGCUGGAGUGCAGUGGCGUGAUCUCAGCUCACUGCAACCUCCCCCUCCUGGAUACAAGCGAUUCUGCUGCCUCAGUCUCCCGAGUAGCUGGGAUUACAGGUUCCCGCCACCAUGCUCAGCUAAUUUUUGUAUUUUUAGUAGAGAUGGGGUUUCACUAUCUUGGUCAGGCUGGUCUCGAACUCCUGACCUCGUGAUCCACCUGCCUCGGCAUCGCAAAAUGCUGGGAUUACAGGCAUGAGCCGCCGCGUCCAGCCUAGAGUUGGGGGUCUUUCUAUGUUGCCCAGGCUGGUCUUGAACUCCAGGCCUCUAGCAAGCCUCUCAUCUCAGCCUCCCAAGGUGCUGGAAUUACAGGUGUGAGCCACUGCACCAUACUUUGGUUUCUUAGCAGGAGAUUUUGGUCCACAGUAACCCAGCUCUCUUUCAUCUAAGAACUUUAGAUGAGAAAAAAAAAAAAUAGACUACAGAUAACUAUUCCCAGGCAGUUAUGGUACAUUUAGCCAACACUUUUGCCUCUUCUCAUGUUAUCUGUUAGUAUUAAUGCUGACAAAGCAAGAUUUUAUACGAAACAACACACCAAGCCUUGCUUUUCCACUGCAUUCCUCAGGAGGUUGUUUAUUGUGUUGUUGAUUUUCUUUCCCUUUUGAAUAUGAGAUAUCAGAGUAAGAAAAGUCUGAUCAGAGUUUUCUGAAAACUCUUAUCAGAGUAAGAAAAAUUUGAUCAAUGAUCAAAUUCAGUGACUCAAUUUUGGUUAAAUUUUAUCCAUCAAUAGAUGGAUAAAAGUGUAAAAUGAUUUUUUUCACAUUUCUUGUCCCAUUUGAUCCAUCAGCAUCAUUUUGCCCUGAUGAAAAUCUCACUUCCUAAUCUCCCCUAGUUCUCCUCCUACACUUCUGAUUCCAUUUCAUUUGUUGGGGUGGGGGAAGUAAGGGGCAAAACUAUUUAUCUUAUACACUUAUUGUGAGAUCUCAGUGAGACAAAAUGUCAAAGCACCUGGAACUUAGUAGGCACUCAACAAAUUCAAGCACUCUGCCCUUUCCUCCACUUACCCUAUAGCUGUGGGUGCUUUGCAGGGUUCUAGGUUGAGUCCACUCCUUUCACAUCUCACGUUCCUAGAUAGCAUCAUCUACUCCCAUGGUUCUAACUGCCUCUUAGGACCCCAAAGUCUGUACUUCCAGUUUCUCCCUUACUAUUGAUCUUCAGAAUGUCUCUCUUGCUAGCUGUGAAAAUGAGUCCAUCUGGAUGUCCCCUAGACCUUGUCUACCCAACAGGUCCAAUAAUAUCACUUAGUUGUUCAAGGUGAAAAAUCCAGGUACCAAUGACCCCUGAAUUGCCUCAUCGCACCUUUCUCCUUUGCCCCGAUAUCCAAUCAGACACCCACUCUGUCACCGAUACUCCACUUGAAAGCCCCAAGGGGUGAUCUAUUUUGUUUGCUGCUGUAUUCCCAGUGCCUAGAACAAUGCCUGACACCAGUAGGUAUCUACUCAAUCAAUCAUUUAUUGAAUGAAUUAAUCUGUCCUCUCCUCUUUGCUGACAUAAAUGUAGUCCAAACCUUAUUACCUCUUUGGCAAAUCAUGUUCAUACCCUCUAAACUAACCUUCCUGCCUCUAGAAACUCCAGCUUCCCUUGCCUUCUCUCCAGUCCAUCCUAUACACUG
Gorilla gorilla gorilla (western lowland gorilla) is the source of this 2593-nucleotide messenger RNA. RefSeq names its product placenta associated 8 (gene PLAC8). The transcript is spliced from 5 exons. The coding region runs from base 119 to 466 and encodes 115 amino acids. Lineage: Eukaryota; Metazoa; Chordata; Mammalia; Primates; Hominidae. The record is from RefSeq and is a predicted model, not a curated record.